UAGAGGGCGCACACACGUACACACGGUCGAUCGAAAACUACGAUCUCCAGUUUUGCUUGUGUCAUUUUAUCUCGCCGAGUAAGCGCUAAUUUCUCUUCAAAAUGGCAUCGCAAGUGGAAGGAUUCGUGAAUUCUGUUGUUACGCUCUCAACAGAGGGUAACUUUGCCCAGUUGUGCGAGGAGAUCAACAAGAGUUUAGAGCUUCUCAAGAAGAACUCCUCCAACCUGGACAUGAUCUUAGAAACACUGGAUCCCCAACUACACUCACUGGGCGUCUUAGCUGUCCUUAACGUCAAAUUCACUCUGCCGUCGGGCUCGGCGCCGGACUUCGAGACGCUCUUCUCCCAGACACAACUUUUCUUCAGCAUGUGUAACGGGGAACAAGUCCGCUUUGCGACAGAUAGCUAUGGCACCCUAGCCCACCAGUUCACCAGAGUCUUGAUUGAGAAGAAGCAGUACCUUCGAGGCAUCGAGAUCCUCUGUAAGGCCAUCAGUAAGAUUCAGAUGCACGCUGCUCAACUGACGUCCAUUCACGCCGAUCUCUGUCAGUUAUGUUUAUUAGCCAAGUGUAUGAAGCCUGCUCUACCGUUUCUGGAUGUGGACAUCACUGACAUAAGCCAAGAGGGCGGACUGUUUGACGCGACACAUUUCCUGUGUUACUACUACUAUGGAGGCAUGAUCUACGCGGCUCUCAAGAAGUGGGGAAGGUCCGUCUACUUCUUUGAAGUGGCGAUAACCACCCCUAGCCAAGCAGUCAGUCACAUCAUGUUGGAAGCCUACAAGAAAUACAUCGUGGUUUCGUUGAUACACCACGGCAAACUCACAACCCUACCCAAGUACACGUCACUCGUCGUCGGUCGGUUUAUCAAGCCGCUCAGCCAACCCUACCAUGAGCUUGCCAACGCGUACUCCACCAACAACCCCCAAGAAAUAAGGGCGGUCAUCCUCAAACACUCGGAGCAGUUCACAAGGGAACAGAACAUGGGAUUGGUGAAGCAAGUCGUGACAUCGAUGUUUGCCAAAAACAUCCAGAGACUCACAAAGACCUUCCUGACAUUAUCACUGAGUGAUAUCGCAAGACGGGUGCAUCUCAACUCUGCGAAAGAAGCCGAACUCCACGUUCUGUCCAUGAUUGAGGAAGGACAGAUUUACGCCAGCAUCAGCAAGAAAGAUGGGAUGGUCAGUUUCCAUGACAACCCCGAGAAGUAUGAUAACCCAUCAUUAUUCAAACACUUGGAGGGCGAGAUGCGGGAAUGCAUCCUACUCGAUGAGAAGCUACGACAGAUGGAACAAGAGAUAUCCGUCACGCCCCAGUUCAUCCGCAAAAGCAUGGGAAUUCGCGAGGAAGAAGACCUAUCAGUAUUCGCAAGUGGCAGCAAGUAAGACAACUCUAUAACCCGCAUGGAUACAUACAUGUAGGAACAGGAGGCUAUAGAUGUAGGGGGAAAAAGUCUUGGGCAAGUUUGAAGAAAAACAAAAAAAGUUGGUUGUCUACUGCCAAACAUCUGGUACAUUUUUUCCAAAAGAGGCAAUAUUGUUUUAAUAAGGCACCAUAACAGCGUAAUUUUCCUGGUGUUAGCGGUCGUAAUAUCACCCUUAUUGAGGCAAUUUAACAGAAUUACUCCAAUCUUAAAAUUAAGAUUAUAAAAAAAUUUAAUGUUUAAAUUAUAGUAACAUGGACACUUUCAUCAAUAACGACAAUAAUCCCAUUAUUGUCUGUACACCAAGAAAGGUGUUUUUACGACACCCAUUUUGCUCAGAUAUAAGGCCAUAUUGAACCAUAUCACUUCCAACUUGAAAAUACGGCAUUUAAAUUACGAAAAAAAAGAAGUGUUGAGAAUGUAAAGGCACCAGUUGGCUGAUUUGUUUAUGAAAUAAUGCUAUUUCAUUAAAAUCCAAUAUGGUUGUCUUUGGCUGUGAAAAUA
Molecule: messenger RNA, 1924 nt
Organism: Patiria miniata (bat star)
Lineage: Eukaryota; Metazoa; Echinodermata; Asteroidea; Valvatida; Asterinidae
Product: COP9 signalosome complex subunit 3-like
Exons: 13
Coding region: 102-1382 (426 amino acids)
Biological process (GO): ubiquitin-dependent protein catabolic process
Cellular component (GO): COP9 signalosome
Source: RefSeq, a predicted model, not a curated record